Marmota flaviventris (yellow-bellied marmot) is the source of this 2216-nucleotide messenger RNA. It is a transcript of the gene Neu4, whose product is annotated as neuraminidase 4. Gene Ontology annotation, cellular component: cytoplasm; intracellular membrane-bounded organelle; membrane. The record is from RefSeq and is a predicted model, not a curated record. Gene Ontology annotation, molecular function: exo-alpha-sialidase activity. Lineage: Eukaryota; Metazoa; Chordata; Mammalia; Rodentia; Sciuridae. Gene Ontology annotation, biological process: ganglioside catabolic process; oligosaccharide catabolic process.
GGGACCGUCCUGACCUGCGGCCACUCUGACCUGCAGAGCAUGGGGGCCCCACACAUCCCAGGGCGGACGGUGCUUUUCCAGCGGGAGAGGACGGGCCUGACCUACAGGGUGCCCGCGCUGCUCCUGGUGCCCCCUGGUCCCACGCUGUUGGCCUUUGCGGAGCAGCGACUCAGCCCCAGCGACUCUCAUGGCCACCGCCUGGUGCUGAGGAGGGGCACACUGGCUGGGGGCUCCGUGCAGUGGGGUACUCUGCGUGUGCUGGGGACAGCCGUCCUGGAGGGGCACCGCUCCAUGAACCCCUGCCCAGUACUGGACACAGCCUCAGGCACCGUCUUCCUCUUCUUCAUCGCCGUGCUGGGCCACACCCCCGAGGCUGUGCAGAUCGCCACUGGCAGGAACGCGGCCCGCCUCUGCUGUGUGACCAGCUGUGACGCUGGCCUCACCUGGGGCAGCGCUCGGGACCUCACUGAGGAGGCCAUCGGGGCCAUGGUGCAGGGCUGGGCCACCUUCGCAGUGGGGCCAGGCCACGGGGUCCAGCUGCGCUCAGGCCGCCUGCUGGUUCCUGCUUACACCUACCGAGUGGACCGCCGGGAGUGCUUUGGCAAGAUCUGCUGGACCAGCCCCCACGCCUUCGCCUUCUACAGUGAUGACCAUGGCCGCACCUGGCACUGUGGGGGCCUGGUGUCCAACCUGCGCUCUGGCGAAUGCCAGUUUGCCCCAGUGGACGGAGGCUUCCUCUACUGCAAUGCCCGGAGCCCCCUGGGCAGCCGUGUGCAGGCACUCAGCCCCAAUGAGGGCACAUCCUUCCUGCCCGGGGAGCUUGUGCCCACCCUGGCUGAGACUUCCCGGGGCUGUCAGGGCAGCAUCGUGGGAUUCCCUGCCCCACCCCCCGGAAGGCCUCAGGAUGAGGGGCAGUCGCCGGGCACCAGGAGUCUCCCUCCCCCUCCCCCCCUCUGUCCUGGGGUCCUGGAGCCCUCUGGGGAGGGUGCUGAAGACCCUAAUGGGGGCUUGGUGUCUUCUCAGCCCUUCUGCCUCCCACAGCCCUGGGGGAGUGGUCCAGUGGAGCCUGGCCCUGAACCUGGGCUUGGUGAGGACCGGGGGGCCGGGAUCCCAAUGCUCCCCGGGCCCUCUGCUGCCCCACCUCGAAGCCCCACAUGGCUGCUGUAUUCCCACCCUGCAGGGCGCAGGGCCCGGCUCCACAUGGGCAUUUACCUGAGCCGGUCCCCCCUGGACCCCCACAGCUGGACAAAGCCCUGGGUGAUCUAUGAGGGCCCCAGUGGCUACUCUGACCUGGCCUUCCUAGGGCCUGUGCCUGGGGCGACCCCAGCCUUUGCCUGUCUGUUUGAGAGCGGGGCCAGGGUCUCCUAUGAGGAAAUCUCCUUCUGCAUGUUCUCUCUGCCCGAGAUCCUGGAAAACGUGCCGGUAGGCCUUGAGCCACCCCCCUCUGGGGACAAACCUCAGGGGCACUGCAGGCCCUCUUGAUGGGCCCUCUGGCUGGGCACCCUGGGGGGGGGGGUGGAGGACACAGAGAGGAAGGCUGGGGUGACCACAGGAUGGACAGAGCUCUGCACCCGGCUUCUGCCCUGGCCGUGGAGGGUGAGUGUGGAGGACCCUGCCAGUGGAGGUGGAGAGGUUUGCAUGUGGGUGGGGUGGGAGAAGGCCUCUUCCCAAGGCUGACCAGGUGGCCACUGCAGCUCUGGAGCUGGACAGUGAGCCUCAAGAGCCAGGGUCUCGUCUGCCCAGAUUUUCCUUCCUCCUGUUCAGCAGACAGCUUGCUGCUCUCUGGAGUGAGAACCAGCGAUAAAGGGCUGAGUGGUGUGUGGUGCACGUUCCCAUGUCCGAGCCCUGGGAAGGGCGCUGUGCUCUAUCUAGCCCCUUCCCCAACCCCCUGCCUCAGACCUCCCUGCCCUAACCACGCUGCUCCCAAAUGCUCGGGGGUGGCCGGCAGAAAGGAGGUCAGGAGGAGAAGAGGCCUUGUGCCUCUUCUGUCUGCUGUCCACUUGGUGCUGACCCCGCCAUUCUGGGAUGUGUUGAUGGGUAAGCUCUUCCUGUCUCUGAAUUCUGUCUGCAGAAGCAACUGCGCUCCAUCCUGCUUGGCUGCCCCUGCCCCCCUGCCCAGAGGAGGGCGCGUCUCCUGGGACCAACCAGUAUGCCCUGUGCCCCGGAGAGGGCUCUGGUUGCAUGGGGGCUGCUUUUAAAGUCCUACUUUCUAAUGA